Molecule: messenger RNA, 2631 nt
Organism: Lytechinus variegatus (green sea urchin)
Lineage: Eukaryota; Metazoa; Echinodermata; Echinoidea; Temnopleuroida; Toxopneustidae
Product: testis-specific serine/threonine-protein kinase 4-like
Exons: 1
Coding region: 61-1008 (315 amino acids)
Biological process (GO): microtubule cytoskeleton organization; intracellular signal transduction; protein phosphorylation
Cellular component (GO): cytoplasm
Molecular function (GO): ATP binding; protein serine/threonine kinase activity; tau-protein kinase activity
Source: RefSeq, a predicted model, not a curated record
AAGAUGGAAAGACUCAAGCUAAUUCCUUUGUAGAAUACUUCUCUGAAAAGGUUUCCUGUUAUGGCAAGUGAAAAGAACUCGAGCAAACUUGAUGGCAAAGACAAAGGGCAGUCUGUUUUAGAGUCUCAUGGCUUUACAGUUCACGAGACCGUCGGUCAUGGAUCAUAUGCCGCCGUAAAAUGUGCAUAUUCCAAUAAACACAAGUGCAAAGUAGCGAUCAAGGUGGUGUCCAAACGAAAAGCUCCUGAAGACUAUCUCGUCAAGUUCUUACCGCGAGAGAUACAGGUUGUCAAGCUUUUGAAACAUCCGAACUUGAUAUGCUUCCUGCAGUCAAUCGAGACUACCAGUCGCGUCUAUUUGAUUAUGGAGCUUGCGGAUAAUGGAGACUUGCUGGACUACAUCAAGGCCAACGGUGCUUGCCCGGAGGAACAGACAGGAAUGUGGUUUCACCAACUGGUUGAUGGCAUGGAAUAUUGUCACAACUUGGGCGUUGUCCAUAGAGACCUGAAAUGCGAGAACCUGCUGCUCAACAAAAACAAUAUGUUGAAGAUCACGGAUUUUGGUUUUGCCCGCAGCAAGAUGAAGCCAUCAGAACCUGGGAGAACCAUUCUUAGCGAGACCUACUGUGGAAGUUACGCAUACGCCCCUCCCGAGAUCCUGAGAGGAAUUCCUUACUGUCCGAUGCUGGGAGAUAUCUGGAGCAUGGGUGUCAUCCUGUACACUAUGUUGUACGGACGGCUACCAUACGACGACACCAACCACAAGGUUCUCCUGAAUCAGGUACAAAGACCUCCUGGAUUCCCCAACAGCAAGGUCGUCCCGGGUGACUGCAAGGACCUCAUCUGUAGAAUCCUGUCCCCUGCAAAACGGCGGAUCAACAUGGAAGAGAUUCAACAAAACGCCUGGUAUAUCAGGGUCACACCAACUGCUGGGAAACCUAAGAAAUCAGUCAUAACCAAGCAAACGGGGGAAGGUCAGAACACAGCUGCCCAAGAUAAGAAAGACUAAUACAUCGAUAGUUAAUAUGUUAAGUAGUAAAGUUUCCCAUACAAAUCUCGAGCUACUAUGCCAGAUACGAAUAAUGUGAUUUGAAGAAAAUUUAAUCAAAGUGUGGGGAUAAAUAAGAAUAAUAGAUAACAGAGAAGAAUAAAUGAAACUGUUCAGAAAAUAAAAUCAGAACUCAAAACCCAUGGUAAUUCACAAUACAAGGCAAUAAAGGAAAUGUGAAAGCAAGAAAUCACUACCUUGUUUGAUAUUUAUUUUAUUGAUAGCGUUAACAAAAUCUUGUUCGACUGAUUUUUUAUUAAAAUCUAUUUACACAUAUUUAUGACAUAUGCAAAUAAAAAUUGACAUGAUAUAUAGAUUUCCACGUUCAAUAUUGUUGACAGGGCAUUAUUAAGUUCAUAUUUUCAAAUAAUUACUCUCUGAUUAUCUGAACUUAAAGAUCACAUGCCAAAUCAUCUCCUUUAACUAUAUACAUGUAAUUUGACUGAACAUGUUUGAAAAGAUGUGACGAGUUGGGUAAGUUUCUCUCUUUUUAAUACAUUUAAUAUCGCUCUUUCUACAUGCUAAAUAGUGGUGAGAAUUCACUAUACUUAAAGAAAUCUAUGACUUAUUGAUAGUAGCUAGAAAGUGUUGAAACUAACAUUAUUGUGCUUACUGGUCUUCUGCAAGGAUAUGCAUGUACUAGUCAGAAACUAUUGUUCACUUAUACCACGGACCUACUACGGUCCAUGCUUAUACCAGACAGCUUGCCCCCAACCAUCAAUCAUUUACUGCAGAAGACAUUGUCACAAUCAUUUAUAAUUUUAUAGUCUAGAGGGCGCCAUACAAUUUACAGAACUAUCAAGAUUGUGUGCAAUGAAGGCAAACUGGAUAUUUGGUAGAGCAUAAAUGUGCAAUGGGUAACCAGGAGUACUGUAGGCAUCCAGCUAAGAAAAUAUUUAAAUGUAAAAAUAUCCUCGGAAAAUAAACAAUAAUUAUUUGCACAUUUAUCAUUAAUAUUCUCUCUUCUUCAAAUGGAGAAGGGUUGCCAAAUAAACCUGUGAGACAAGGUGUUGCAGGAAACUUCUAUCAAAUUACAACUGUGCAAUACUUAAUCAGAUUUAUUAAAUUAAUCAAUUUUUACUUUCACUUACUAGCAAGCAGGCCUGUAUCCAGUAGUGUGGCCAUUUUUUAUGCAUAUCAGAUAAUUUUUUUUAAUUUUGGUGGGUUUUUAACCCAGAGCAAAAAAAAAAAGAUUCAGUGAAAAGGGGAAAUGUUCGUGAUUUUAAUAAGUUUUAGUACCAUAUAUAUAGCGUUUGAAGCUAUUUCUCAAGAAAAUUAUAUUUCAAAGAUAAUACAUUUUAUUACAAAAAAAAAAGAUUUGAUAAAAAUUGUUAACUUUUCAUUUUUCAACAUUUUUGUGAUUCAAUUACAUGAUAUUUUACAAGGCUUUUUGUGAUAUUGCUCAACUAAAACCUGACAAAAGUCAACACUGACCAGCAAAUAAUUUAUUGUGCAAGAUGUUGGUUCGAUUCAAAGAUCUAUUAUUUAAUUGCAAUUACUGAAAAAUUCCUUGCAAUGUCCCCAAAAAUAUACUAAAAACCAUUGCAAGGAAGUAGUAUUUGAAAUAUGAUUAACAUAUAAUAC